Symbiodinium necroappetens is the source of this 450-nucleotide messenger RNA. The record is from the annotation of a GenBank genome assembly. Lineage: Eukaryota; Dinophyceae; Suessiales; Symbiodiniaceae.
AUGAUGGUAUUUGUACGCCUUCUCCCCCUCCUGGGCGGUGUGACCGCGCUCCCGGCCACUUCUUUGCUCCAGGUGACUGUCCAGCUCCAAAGAGGUAGUGUGGGAGAGCUUGCGCCAUCGACCGUGGAAGCGAUGGCCGCUGCCGCCGCGAACUCCAGUGAAAGGCCGCGGCCUGCCUUAGUCGAGGUCCCCCAGACCAAGCAGGCAUGUGAGGGCUGCUCCCAGGUCUCAGACGACGAGCUGGACAUGCUGGAUGCGGUGGAGGAGCGGGAGCAGGACGAGAUGGCCGCCUUGGCCUCCCAGGCAAAGCUCUCCUUGCUGCAGACGGGUCUCGAGCACCAGCACGGGCCGAUGAAGGCUCAGGAGGUGGCUCAUCUUCACGCCAGUGGAAUCGAGGACGCUGAUGAGGCCUUGGCUCUGCUCGAUGCUGCCCAUGACCUGGGCAUGUGA